This is a messenger RNA of Vicia villosa (hairy vetch), 607 nucleotides long. Its product is annotated as large ribosomal subunit protein eL37x. The transcript has 4 exons. Lineage: Eukaryota; Viridiplantae; Streptophyta; Magnoliopsida; Fabales; Fabaceae. Gene Ontology annotation, biological process: translation. Gene Ontology annotation, molecular function: RNA binding; structural constituent of ribosome. Gene Ontology annotation, cellular component: cytosolic large ribosomal subunit; ribosome. The record is from RefSeq and is a predicted model, not a curated record. The coding region runs from base 143 to 430 and encodes 95 amino acids.
ACAUUUUCAACAAAAAAUACUUGGGCCCAAACCCGGCCCAAAAAUAUAUAAAAAGGAACCGAAAACCCAUUUGAUUCAUAUAAAUUCUCUGUCGUCUUAACGCAGCUUCUCUGAUUUAGGGUUUGCGACUUCUUCUGCUAAAAUGGGUAAGGGAACAGGUAGUUUCGGUAAGAGAAGGAACAAGACCCACACACUUUGCGUCAGGUGUGGCCGUCGCAGUUUCCAUCUCCAGAAGAGUCGCUGCUCAGCAUGUGCUUACCCAGCUGCACGUGUGAGGAAAUAUAACUGGAGUGUUAAGGCUAUUAGGAGAAAGACUACCGGGACUGGUAGGAUGAGGUACUUGCGUAACGUGCCUCGCAGAUUCAAGAGUGGAUUCAGAGAAGGUACUGAAGCUGCACCCAGGAAGAAGGGAGCUGCUGCUUCUGCCUAAGCCUUUAAUUAUAGUAGUGGAGCUAUUUUUGUGUUUGAUCAUUGAUCUUUGGAAACAUUACUCUACUUUUAGUUUUCAUUUCCCUCUUUUAAUAUGUAACUGCAUUAUGUUUCAAAAUGAGGAUUGUAUGACAUUUUGUUUUUCAAUGAUAAUUUUUGAAUGGAUAUUUCUCGCAAA